Notechis scutatus (mainland tiger snake) is the source of this 2039-nucleotide messenger RNA. Lineage: Eukaryota; Metazoa; Chordata; Lepidosauria; Squamata; Elapidae. The record is from RefSeq and is a predicted model, not a curated record.
UUGCAGGUGACUUCUCAAAAUGGUAGAUUACCUGGCUAAUACCGAGAUCAACAGUCAACGGAUUGCCGCGGUGGAAAACUGCUUUGGGACCUCCGGCCAGCCCUUAGCUGUGUCAGGAAGGGUCCUUUUGGGCGAAGGGAUUUUGACCAAAGAAUGCCGUAAGAAAGCCAAGCCCCGAAUUUUCUUCCUUUUCAACGACAUCCUGGUGUACGGCAGCAUUGUCAUCAACAAACGGAAAUACAGCUGCCAACACAUCAUCCCCUUGGAUGAAGUCACUCUGGAGAUUCUGCCAGACACCUUGCAAAUGAAGAACCGAUGGAUGAUCAAGACCUCCAAGAAGUCCUUUGUGGUUUCGGCAGCCUCGCUGACCGAGCGCAAAGAGUGGGUCAGUCACCUGGAAGAAUGCAUUCGACACCUUUUGUCCAAAACGGGACAACAGCCCCCGACGGAAUACGCAGCUCCCUGGAUUCCGGAUAAGGCAACGGAUAUCUGUAUGCGUUGCACCCAUACCAAGUUCUCGGCGCUCAUCCGAAGACACCACUGUCGAAAGUGUGGCUUCGUGGUGUGCGGAGACUGUUCCCGCCAGCGGUUUCUCAUGCCUCGGCUGUCCUCCAAACCAUUGAGGGUUUGCAAUCUUUGCUACAAGCAGCUGAUGGCCCAAAAGAAGGAAUCUGGAGACGAAACAAAGCCAGUUCAUUCUCCCGUGCCUGGCUAUGAAGUUUCUAGCGGAGACGAGAGUGACAGAUCUGACGAAGAUAAACUGGAACAGUGGCCAGCCGAGACAGAAUUUUACACGUCGGAUAUGAGCUGGUCAUCUUUCCACAGUUGAUUGCUCCAUGGGACUUCUUCUCUUGAAAUGGCUGUCGUACUUUUGAAAGCGAUGGAGAAGGCUGGACUGGCGAGAGAACUAACUUCAUACUCCACUCCAUCUGUUUUUUGUUUUAGGGAUAACAGAGAAGAACUAUCCUCAAAGCCAAUUUGUAAACUUUUGACUGGGCCCUCUAAGGUUGAGUCAUUCCUCUUGAAGCUCCAAAUUGGAUUAAAAUUAUAUUGUGUAUUUUCAGGAAAUGUUGGCCCUCUGUAUUUAAUUUUGAAGAUGGUCAGCAUCCAUACUCAUCAAAUGUUGAAUUUCCAUCUUGGGAAAUUCAACAGAACUAUAUGUAAAAAUAUCCCUGAGUUGUGUCUCUUGAAGAAACCCAGUUUUUUUAUAUAUAUAAAUCCAAAACAUGAGUUCUGGUGAUUCAGAAAUCAAAAGAAUGAUUUCUAGAAGAGCCUUGAAAAUUGAGGAUACUUUUUAUGAAGCACUAAGUGGAAGUUAUUUGAUGACAUUUACAAUAGUAUUACAUUUCAAAAACAGCUGCUUAUUUAAUUUUUUAAAAUCAACUUGAAAUCAAAAAUUAAAAACUGACAUUGCUUUGGAUGCUUACUUUAGAUUGAAUUAAAAAAAAGUUUGGGGAACUGGGUUUAGAUAUUUGGGGGUCCUUUUCUAGGUUAUGUUCAUAUAAAUCAUGCUACUGUGGUUUGUUUAAUGAGUUUUUCACUUGGGGUGUUAUUGAACUUAACCAGUAAACCAAAGCUUAGUGCAAUUUAGGAAUACAACUAGUGACUUGUUUGCGAUAAGCAGAAAAUUUUGAUAACUAAUGAUCCAUUAUCACACAGAGCAGAUGUGUUUUAGAACACUAAAAAAAGAAGUCGGAUGAACAGAAAACUGAUUUGUAGGCAGUAUUGAUGAGAAAGAGCCAAUUAUUUUUAAUAAGCCUAAAUUAUGCUUUUAACAUAUGCUGCUUCCUGAUAGAAUAGUACCUCUCUUAAUAGAGUUGUCAUUUCUUUUUUAAAGCAUACACUCUAUGUGCUAUAAAUAUGGACGUUGGUGUUAAAGAGAUUAUUAUUGUAUGAGUUUGCUUGUAAAGAACUUAAUUUUGCUGAUCAGCACUUUCGUCUUUCCAGAUUGCAUAGAAAUAUCAGAUGCGGAUAGCCAAAGCAAAAAAAAAAAAAAAAUAGCUUUGACCAUCUAGACUCUAGAACAGGGGUGUCAAAUU